CUAAAUUUCGCUUGGCGCUGCUCUCUUCAAAGGAUAAAAUCAUGCAGAUGGAUGGUUUCGCCCCCGGAUAUCAUCCAUCAUCACAACAGUAACGAUGGAAUCGCAAAAGAUUCCAAGCCAGGGCGACGAUGCGGACAUGACUGUGUCUCACGGAAGCGGGAAAGAAACAUACCGCCUGCGAUCCUAUCAGGCUGAAAUGGUAGCGGAAAGUCUCAAAAUGAACAUCAUUGUGGUCAUGGACACGGGGAGCGGCAAGACCCACAUAGCUCUUGCGCGCACGGCUGCAGAACUGGAGACGUGCGAUCCUACAAAUCUGGUUUGGUUCCUAUCGCCCACGUUGGCUUUAUGCGAACAGCAAUCAAACGUAUUCGAAUCAUUGCUUCCAGCGUUCAAGGUCCAAGAUUUAGCCAACAGCAAAGGCAUCGAGCAUUGGAGUGAUCAACGCACAUGGGAUGGGAUUCUCGAACAUGUUCGGAUCGCAGUCUCCACGCCCCAAAUUCUCCUUGAUGCACUCUAUCACGGUUUUGUUCAGAUGAAGCGACUAGCAUUGAUCAUCUUUGAUGAGGCACAUCAUUGUACCCAAAACCAUCCUGCCAACAAAAUACUCCAGAAUUUCUACAUUCCCCUGUCCAGAAACAAGCAUGCCUCCGGACAGCUUCCCAGGAUUCUGGGUCUUAGCGCAUCGCCGGUCAUGAAGGCGAAAGCCACCGGCGUGGACCUCCAGAAUAUCGAAAGAAACAUGAAUGCCACAGCAAAGACUCCAAAGGUUACCCGAUCAGACUUGCUACGCUUCGUACAUCGGCCAGAGUUACAUCGCGUCGACUACCAAUUAAUGACUUCGUCGCUGCCCCCUUUCCUGAUCGCUUUGCAAAACGAGUACGCGACUUACGAUAUAGAAAAGGAUCCAUACGUUAUCGAUUUACUGACCAAGCACCAUCAAGGCCAUAACACGGAAAAACAGCUGAAAAAAGUAUUCCACACGCAUAAGACCUAUUGCCUUGAUCAGCUAAAAACCCUUCUAUCCAAAACGGUUGCUACUUAUGAGGAGCUUGGGGCAUCUAUUGCGGAAUGGUAUCUACGUCGAUGUAUUUCCGACUUCGAUAGGAUGUGGAGAAUGGAUCAUGAGCUUUCGGGCUUGAACCAAGAAAAACAACAUCUUGCGACCAUUUUUCAGCGGCUGCCGUUGGCCAAAGAUGGCUGGUCCCCGGGAGAUAUUAUAAAUAGUUUAUCUCCGAAAGUAGAGGCACUGAUUGAUGUCCUUGUCGAGGAGACACAUCCCGAGCUAACAGGCCUGAUUUUCGUCGAGCAACGCGUGUGGGUUGCAGCGCUAUUAGAGGUAUUGACGAUACAUCCAAAGAUUCAGGGCAAACUUACAUCCGCUACCUUCAUGGGAUCUUCGCAAUCCACGAAAAGAAAAACAUACAUUGCGAAUGCUCCAGAACCUCGCAAUCAACGGGAAACUCUAGAUAGUUUUCGCGCUGGGGAGACGAACUUGAUCUUAGCUACCAGCGUAUUGGAAGAAGGCAUUGACGUAUCAAGCUGUCACCUUGUCAUAUGCUUUGAACAGCCCAAGAAUCUCAAGUCUUUCAUACAGCGCCGCGGAAGAGCUAGGAAACAGCAGUCAAAAUACUACAUAUUUGUGCCGCACGACCCAAGGAGUAUGAAGAGUGUAGGGAAAUGGGUAUCGAUGGAGGAGGAGAUGAAGAAGGCUUAUCUGGAUGACAAGCGUCAUAUUGAGGCUGCGACAGAAAGAGAGUUGAUAGAAGAGACGAGUGAUCGUGUGUAUUACAUUGAAAGUACAGAGGCGCUUUUAAACUUCGAUAAUGCCUCGCAACAUCUUCAUCACUUCUGCUCCACCGUUACCUCCAAGGAAUACGUGGAUACGAGACCACAAUUCGACGUGAACGAGGUAGCAGGGAGCGGCAUAAGCGCCACUGUGACCCUACCGCUUUCAGUAGACGCUGCUGUUCGAUCAGCAAAGAGUCUCCAAUACUGGCAAACAGAGCGUAUGGCAAUGAAAGAUGCUUGUUUUCAAGCAUACGUAAACCUACAUAAAGCUGGGUUAGUCAACGAUAACCUACUCCCUGACAAGGAAGAAGCAGAUGAUGAAGCCGAGAGCUUUCAGAUUCCGGAUAACACACCGGCGCUCGUGGAGGUCAUGUGUGCCCUUAAUCCAUGGCUUGAAGCCAUUAAUCACGUACAUCGACCUGUCGUGCUAUAUCGGACUCUUCUGGAAAUCAGAGUGCCUCAUAAAACACCACACUACAUGCAACUCCUGACCCCGAUUGAAUUACCCAAGAUACCGGAUCUGAAUCUCCAUUGGAACGAGACAACACAGUGCUCUAUCGCUUACACGACGUUGGGCUGUACUAGUGUCAGCGAAGAAUACAUCAGUGCCCUAUGUGACAACACUCAGAAGAUUCUGCAAACCGUAUUCCAUAGCCGAAUGCGGACAGGGCUCAAGGACUUUCUUUGGCUACUUGCUCCGAGCGAUUCAUCAGGUACUCCAUCGAGUCUAGACGAGCUUGUAGCAUGGAACCGCAUCACAGAUGGCGCUCAGCUGGCGCCAGAAAAGAUCCAGCAAGGCGAUGUGGGCGUAUCCGAGUGGGGCGUACUUUCUUUGCAAAACGAUGGCCGGAGAUUCUUACCACACAGGAUCCUUCCUUCGACACAAGAUACCACAGAAUCGAUUGUACAAGGAAUUCGUUUACCCAAGCGGAGAGACUUUCUUCACCCGAUGGUUGGACAGGGUCAACAGAAUGACGCUUACAGCGCAGUAGAAGAUUUCGUCGGCGCAGAAUCCUUAGUGGUAUCAAACUUACCUGCCAAGUACACAGUCUUUGCUUUGUUUACUCCAUCAAUCAUGCACACCACUGAAAUUUACAUGAUCGCCGAUACGCUCCGUACUUCGCUUCUUAAGUCUAUUCAAUUACCGCCAGAUCAACUUCCCCUCAUCCUUCGAGCUCUGACCGCGUCGUCUACCGGCGAACAAUCCAAUUAUCAACGGCUCGAAUUCCUGGGAGACUGCAUACUCAAGUAUGUCGCCUCCGUUCACUUGAUGGCCGAAUACCUCAAUGCCCCGGAAAGCUAUCUUACUGGAAAGAAAGGCAAGAUCGUCUCGAACGGUUUCGCUGCACGCUCAGCCAUUGCUAUCGGCCUCGACCGAUUCAUCCUCACCAAGCGCUUUACAGGGGCUAAAUGGGGACCUCCCUACAUCUCCGACCUCCUCCAAAAACAAGAAGAGAAACGCACGCUCUCUUCUAAAGUCCUCGCCGAUGUAGUCGAGUCUCUGAUAGGAGCUUCGUAUGUGUUUGGCGGCUUCCCAACAGCUUUUGCUUGCAUCCAGUCAUUGCUUCCAUCUGAAUCGUGGACACCGCUUGCGGAAGCCAAUAUGAAGCUUCAUGAUGCCGUCCCCUCUGGUAUUACCAUCACCAGCCUCGCGAAUCUAGAACAAAUGGUCGGAUAUACUUUUAACAAGAAAAUACUUCUCUUGCAGGCUCUCACGCACCCCGAUUACCACGGACCCAUUGAGAGUGGGACAUAUGAACGAUUGGAAUUCCUCGGCGAUGCAGUACUGGACUACACAAUAUCCACCCGUCUCCACGCACACAACCCACCACUCUCCCACGACAAAAUGCACGGGAUCCGCACCGCAAUGGCAAACGCCUCCUUCCUCGCCUUCCGCAUGUUCGAAACCCACGUCCCCACUCCCCCCACCACAUCCUCCUCCUCAUCGUCAUCAUCUCCAUCGCGCCCUCUAACACUAGCCCACCACCUGCGCUUCACCUCCCCGCUGAUCUCGGCUGCCUUGUCAGCCUCAUACACCUCCCACGCCUCCGUCCGCCCCGCUAUCCUCUACGCCCUCACACACUCCAAGAAGUUCCCCUGGCACCUGCUUAGUCUGACGGAUGCGCCCAAGUUCCUCUCCGAUGUCGUCGAGAGCGUGAUUGGCGCCAUAUAUGUCGACAGCGGCGGCGAUAUAGACGCCUGCGAGACUUUUGUUAGACGGUUGGGGAUCUUGGAGGCCUUGGAACGGAUUCUGGAUAAGGGCGUCGAUUGCUUGCAUCCGAAGGAGCGGGUGGGGCAUUUGGCCGGGGAGAGGGAUGUUAGGUAUGUGAGAGUUGUUGGAGGGGAUAAGAAGGAGGAGGGGAAGAGGGACGGCGACGCGAGCGGUGAUGCUGGUGGUAGGUAUAGGGUACAGGUGAAGAUUGGGGGUGUGGACGUUGGGGAUGUAGUGGAAGGCGUGAAGAGGCUGAAUGCCGAGACUAUGGCGGCGUGGAGGGCGAUUGGGAUUCUUGAGGCUGCGGGUGAUGGUGGUGGUGGAGGGGGUCAGUCGAAGCGUGCGCGUGAAGAUGAUGAGGAGGAGGAGGAGGUGGGGGAUGGUGGUGUUGAAGAGUGGUUUGAUGCUGAGGAAGAUUUGGGUCAGGAUGCCAUGUCUUGA
Molecule: messenger RNA, 4441 nt
Organism: Periconia digitata
Lineage: Eukaryota; Fungi; Ascomycota; Dothideomycetes; Pleosporales; Periconiaceae
Source: the annotation of a GenBank genome assembly